UUUAAACCACUACAUAUUUUAUCUUUGCUGAAGAGAACGCCAAGGAAAGAGGCAGUCAUGGCGCGAACUCUUCUGUUGGCGUUUGCUUUAUUCUUUAACCAUGCCUAUGCCAUGAUUCAGUUGAAGGAUUUCUAUCCGUACGGAUUGAAAAACGGAGACCGUAAUCAGACACGGAGAAAUGAUGAUCAGUUUGAUGGACCCUUGAAAUUAAAAGUGCCGUAUCCGUUCUUUAGCGGUGUGUACCAGAGCCUUUACGUGAACACAAACGGCGCCGUGUCCUUCAAGAAAGGUAUCAGGCAGUAUACCCCCGAGGCCUUCCCGCUCAACGACACCAUGUUGACGCCAUUUUGGGCUGACGUAGACACCAGAAACUGGGGCCAGAUCUACUUCAGAGAGACGCAAGAUCCGGCUCUCCUGCUGAGGGCCAGUAAAGAGAUCCAGGACAUCUUCUUGACCCACAUGGACUUUACGGCCAGGUCGCUGUACAUUACAACCUGGUAUGACGUCACGUACUAUGGCGGGAACAACGCCACCUCGAGAAAUACGUUCCAGUCCAUCAUGGUCACUGACGGCAGAAGUUCUUUCGUCAUCUUCCUGUACAAUGAAAUCCACUGGACAACCGGAACUGCCAGUGGAGGAACCCAAGACGGGCUGAACGGAGUAGCUGCUCAGGUUGGCUUCAAUGCCGGGGACGGGAAGAACUACUACGCCGUGAAUGGGUCCCGUACCGGGGCCAUCAUUAACAUCGGGUCCAUGAGUAACGUGGGUCAGCCAGGAAAAUGGGUGUUCAGGACCGAUGACCUUGACAUCAAGGACCCCGAGUGCAACCUCAACGGCAAGGCCGACAUUUCCUUAAACCCAAACAAAGUCCAGCUGAAGGGCGGUGACGUCAUUUUCAUCUCCGGUCCCUGCUUCAAGAAAUCCAUGGAUAUUCGUUGUCAGUUUGGCAGCGUUCAGGUGACAGGCUCAUUCGAGAGCGUGCUGCGAGUGUCGUGUGUCGUCCCUCCCAACCUGAACCCCGGUGUCACCAACGUGGGACUGUCUACAGAUGGCGGAAAGACGGUCACGAAUAUCCAGACGCCGUUAACUAUACAAUGCAACGCAGGCACGUGGGGUCCCCCCAGCUGUACCAAUCGGUGUCCCCCCUGUGCCCGGGGGUCAGUGUGUGACCCGGUGACUGGACAGUGUCCGAACAGCUGUGCCCCUGGCUACUCCAACCCUCCCCAGUGUGACCAAGCAUGCGCUCCUGGUACUUUUGGCGAGAACUGCACCGGAAGUUGUCACUGCGAGAAUGACGCAGCCUGUCACGUGGUCCGUGGGACGUGUCCUUCAGGGCAAUGCGCACGUGGAUGGAGUGGACCCACCUGUCAAGUGAAGACAGCCACACCUGCUGGGUGCCCUCCUGGAAAAUUCGGAGCCGACUGUACUUCGUUCUGUCGCUGCAGAGAUCUGGCCUCAUGUGACCCCGUCACUGGGAACUGUCGUGACAACGCGUGUCAAGAUGGAUACCAGGGACAGGACUGUCAAACAAAAUGUCCAGAAGGUUCGUUUGGUCAGGCGUGUUCCAAGCAAUGUCAGUGCGCCUUGGGCGGAAGUUGUCAUCACGUGACUGGGAUGUGUCCCACUGGUUGCAAGGCGGGACGUACGGGUUCGGACUGCCAACAGGAGUGUUUGGACGGUACCUUCGGUCCUGACUGCUCCUACACGUGUCACUGUGACGGCGGGGUUCCCUGCAACAAAGAGAUGGGGCACUGCCCUGGGAAGACUUGCACUCCGGGGUGGGUCGGGCCCACGUGCUCAGAUCGUGACUGGAACUCGUGUGUGUACAAGGGUAAGGCGUACAAACACGGAGAGCAGUGGAAUGACGGGUGCUCAGAGAUCUGUUACUGUGCCAUGUCUGUAGUCAAUGCCACCUUCUGCUACAGCAAAUGUAUGGACUACAAGAGCUUGCAGCCGGGCUGUAGACUGGAAGUGCCGCCUGGUGAAUGUUGUCCCAGACCCGUGUGCAACUGGUUCAAGCAGUGUCGGUAUAAAGGUCAGACAUAUAACGAGGGCGAGAGCUGGGAAGACGGAUGUGACUAUGACUGCAGGUGCUUGAACGCGACGUCUGGUCUUGUCAUGUGCAGGAGCAAGUGCGACAUUUACCGCGACCUCCCGUCCGUGUGCUCUCUGGUGGACGUGCCUGGCCAGUGUUGUCCUGCUCUACAAUGUAACGGCCCAGUGAACUCCGUCAUCAGCUCGUCAAAACAGGUCCUCAACCUUGUCAACGGCUUUGUGAUCUACAACGGUGGCUUCAAGCCCCAGGUCAGCCAGGUGACCAGUGGUCCUGUAGUGACCACCGAGGCACCAGAUGGUCCGGGCUAUACUCUGACACCUAUAUACGAGAAAGAGCCUCUUUGUUACGAUAAGUUAUCCAACUGUCCGAACUACCAGGAAUAUUCCUGCAGGCAGCCUUACGUCCCCUGGGCUAGGAAGAACUGCCCCAAGUUUUGUGGCUACUGCCCCACAAUCGGUGGAAACUCUAAAGGCGAACCGUGCGUGUUCCCGUUUUAUUACCGCGGCGAGAACUACACCACGUGCAUCGUGGCCGGUCACGUGCGUCCCUGGUGCGCCACAACUUAUAACUACGACAAGGAUACAAAGUGGGCUAAUUGUCACUCUGGAAUACAUGAUGCUUUCUGUACAAAUAAGAUCAGCGACUGCGCCCGAUACGGAAAAAAUGCAUGCGUAGGCGAUUACCUUGACUGGGGCAAGUCUAACUGCGCAAGGUAUUGUGGGUACUGCGACGUCGUGGUCGGUAUCCCACAAGGCACUGUGCCCCCAGCUACACGCCUGCCUCCCGUCGUGGUGCCUCAGUCAACACCUAGGUUACCAACACCUGCCCCCGCCACCACCACAGUGUCCGGUUCAGCACGCACGGAGUGCGACUAUCACGGGGAGGCCGUAGCUCACAAUGUGCCCUUCAGACGCGGCUGUCAGAUCUGUCUCUGUUUUGAUGUCGUCAGCAACCUGGUCAGCUGCACCGACCUAUGUAUCCCUGACAGUGACUGGGGAGGCUACCUUCACACCGGAUGUACUCUCCAACCCCCACUUCCGGGGAAAUGCUGUAAGCGGCCUACCUGCGGUGGAACGCUGCCUGCUGACUUCAAAUACCCACCAGGAUAUGACCCAAACAACUAAAUGGUCUCUGGUCGAUCUUUGCACUCGAUUUUAAGACUGUUUAAAGCUGGUGAACCAUUAGCCCUAUAUGAAUAACUUGAAGUGCUGUCAAAAUUACUUAUCCGUCUUUUAUAUAGUUAUAUGUACCUUUAAAAGAAAGUAAUUGUCUGGGUAAUUGGUUUUGUACAAAGCCGGUGCUGACCUACUUUUGUGAGGGCAGCUUUUCGAAAUACAUGCUUUUAAAUUUCAACUCAAUAAAGUUUUUUUUUUGUUAUUGAC
This is a messenger RNA of Lingula anatina, 3438 nucleotides long. RefSeq lists its product as uncharacterized. The record is from RefSeq and is a predicted model, not a curated record. Gene Ontology annotation, molecular function: protein binding. Gene Ontology annotation, biological process: cell-matrix adhesion. NCBI's taxonomy places the organism in Eukaryota, Metazoa, Brachiopoda, Lingulata, Lingulida, Lingulidae.